Molecule: messenger RNA, 2189 nt
Organism: Medicago truncatula (barrel medic)
Lineage: Eukaryota; Viridiplantae; Streptophyta; Magnoliopsida; Fabales; Fabaceae
Product: calmodulin-binding protein 60 G
Exons: 8
Coding region: 151-1845 (564 amino acids)
Biological process (GO): regulation of salicylic acid biosynthetic process
Cellular component (GO): nucleus
Molecular function (GO): sequence-specific DNA binding; calmodulin binding; DNA-binding transcription factor activity
Source: RefSeq, a predicted model, not a curated record
AACAAACCAGUCCUGGAAUUGUUGAUUUGUUUGCCACUACUUGACUUUAUUUUGAGCAAGAAUCUUAGUGCUUCUUGUGUUUGGUUGUUUUGUUAAUAAAUAAAUAAAUAAAUUAACUUUUUGGGCUUUUCAACAACAACAAAAAAUUGAAUGGCAUCGAAGAGGGCAUCUCAUGUGGGUAGUACUAGUAGUUAUGACAAGGAUCUUCAUGUUCCUUCUACUAGUACUAAGAGAAUAAAACAUGGGAAUACAGAAGAACAACAAAAAGAGAUCCAACACCUUUUAUUUCCCACUACUAGCGCCGCCCGUAACACCUUUGCGUUUUACUUUGAACCUUUACUUCGAAAAGUGAUGCAAGAGGAGAUUCAACAUAAACUCCACCACUACCUAAUCCCAAGCUGUGGAUUGACCCUUAACGAGUUGGCCAACACAUAUGAGAGGAGGAGACGUUUGCAAUUGUGUUUCAUGAACAAAAUGCCUGAAACAAUUUUCACAAUGUCCGAAAUCAAAGCUGAGGGAGAUGAACCGCUUCAAAUUGAACUGCGUGAUGCUGGAAAUCAGCAACGCAUAGUCAGGGAAGAAGGUUCCUCGAUGAAGAUCCAAUUAUGUGUCCUAUAUGGUGACUUUGAAAAAGAGGAUUGGACAGCUGAGGAGUUUAAUACUCAAAUUGUACCUCCAAGAGUUGGAAAAGGACAACUACUGAAAGGAAAUAAAAUCAUUACACUAAGAAAUGGAGUUGCUGAUAUCAACAUAGAGAUUGAGUUUACAGAUAUAUCAAAGAGAAGAACCGGUCAAUUUCGGCUAGGGGUUAAAAUAGUUCAAUCUAAUUCAAUUGGAGCGUGCAUUCGGGAAGGUAGAAGCGAACCUUUUAAGGUCCUGGAUGUUCGAGGAAAGGCUUACGAGAAGCGCGAUCGUCCAUCAUUGAAUGAUAAGGUAUGGCGUCUGAGAGGAAUACGUAGAGAUGGAACACUUGACAAGCAGUUGGCCUUGGAUGGAAUACACACUAUUAAGGAUUUUUUGCAGCUGUUGAUAACUAAUGAAGAUUCAUUAAGAAAUAAAAUAGACAAGACUGGUGGGAAGUUAUGGAAGAAAAUUAUUGCACAUGCUAAACAUUGUGAUGUAGAUGAUGAUGGGUGCUACAUCUAUUAUGUAACAGAACAACCAAUAUCCUCCCUUGUCUUUAAUUCAAUUUUAAAGGUUGUGGAGGUGACUUUUCAUAAUCAACAAAACUCUCGUUCUAUACAAUCUCUCAAUCCGCAGGAAAAGCGUUUGGUAGAAGAAGUUAAGCAACAUGCUUACAAAAAUUUGAAUGAUCUAAAACCAUUGCCAAUUGAUACAACAAUUCAUGGUUUGGUGGAGACAUCAUCAAGUGUACAAACUGCACAAUAUGGUGGUCAAGAUCAAGCCCGGCAACCGUUUGACUUUCCAAUUGCUCAGCAAGGCCUGUUGAGUGCUUAUUCUACAAGCUUUGACCUGCCAUUUCCGUGCCAACCAGAAAUGUGGCCGACUACCUCAAUCUCACAAAGUGGCCUUGUUGGUUCUGAAUUUUGUGAUCAAAUGGCAGCCUUGGGAGAAAUGUCGUCGCCAUACUUUUCUGGAGAAGAGGUAUCACGGGUUGGUCUAUUUGGAAGUUACACGUUGGAACAAGUAAAUGCAAAUCCUCUGUCCUUUGUUUAUGAUGAUGGAGCAGGAUCGAGCAAUCAUUAUUCUUCCACCAAUUUUGUUGUGCAAACAUCAAGCAAAUUGAAACUGAAAAAAUAUUGGCAAAAGAUUCGAUCUACUCUCAAAUGGUUCAUGUUGUAUGUAGCUAGAAAGAGGGCAAAACUGUUUUAUGAUCUGUAUUAACUUUCAUUUCCCUUGGUUCAUUCUUUUUGCUUACUCAAAAAAUACUGGUUUAAUUCUUCUCGAUACUAAGUGCAAUGAGAAGAUCCUGUAAGCAAAAAGUAUGAAGCUGUUAUAAACUGUCUGUUAACAAUAUAUACUCCUCUAGAUUGAAAUAUAAAAGACUAUAAGUAGAAGACCCUAUAGACUAAGAAGUAAGAACUAGCAUAUAUAUUGUGUCAAUGUGUAUAAUACCCAGUUAGCUAGCAGUUGGAUGGCCUGGGGCUGCUUUGUCAUUUGCUUGUAAAAAUUGCAUUAUGAUUGAUUAUACAUACAUUCAGCCGUGUAAAAACAAAAUUUAAUGAUUA